Molecule: messenger RNA, 422 nt
Organism: Drosophila obscura
Lineage: Eukaryota; Metazoa; Arthropoda; Insecta; Diptera; Drosophilidae
Gene: kud
Product: transmembrane protein 258
Exons: 2
Coding region: 107-358 (83 amino acids)
Biological process (GO): protein N-linked glycosylation
Cellular component (GO): membrane-bounded organelle
Source: RefSeq, a predicted model, not a curated record
UAUCGAAACUGGUUUUCUCGAUAGUCGAUAGCAACAUAAAGCAACUCUAGCUGCCGGCCACGUACGAUUUGCGUCGAUUUACAAUUAUUUAUUAAAGUUCUUAAACAUGGAUACCGUCUCCUUUGACAACAUGAAACGCUACGUUUCGCCCAUCAAUCCGGCGGUAUUCCCCCACCUCGCCACCGUGCUCCUCACCAUCGGGACAUUCUUCACGGCCUGGUUUUUCAUCUUUGUCGUCUCCCGCAAGACCACCAAGGAGAAGACUCUGAUCAAGGAACUGCUCAUAAGCUUGUGUGCCUCGAUAUUCCUCGGCUUUGGCAUUGUGUUCCUUCUACUCACCGUCGGUAUUUACGUAUGAAAAUAAGGCAAUAACCAUUCCAUUAUAGAAAUAAACUAGAAGACCUGUCGUGGGCGUGAACGUA